Drosophila subobscura is the source of this 890-nucleotide messenger RNA. RefSeq lists its product as uncharacterized. The record is from RefSeq and is a predicted model, not a curated record. Lineage: Eukaryota; Metazoa; Arthropoda; Insecta; Diptera; Drosophilidae. The transcript has 2 exons. Bases 455 to 682 code for a protein of 75 amino acids.
CUCGAAUGUGACUCUCGGAUUCACUGUGUCGUCUACCCUUAACGGGUGCAGUUCGUUCUGGUCUCGAUUCGAUUCGUGUGACUCGUGCGCGUGCCACAGUUCUGGCUGGCCAUCGAUUUUGUGCAGAAAAGAAGAAAGAAAAGGCAGAAAGUUUUCCUCUUUCCCAGUGAAAAAACCCCUAAACAAAGCUCAAGUUGCAGCCAAGUAAAGAAAGUCCACCAUGAAAUAACAAGAAAUAUCCAAAAAUAGUCCAAGAAUCAGAGUAAAACAUUUCCCCCAAGCGGAGUGCAAAAUUUUCUCUGUUAUACAGAAAGCCAGACCCCGUCCUCACAAAUACAAAUACACAUAGACCUCCUUCCUAUACAUACUUAGUAUAUGUAUGUGGAUACAAAUGUAUAUAUAUGUACAUUUAGGAUAUAAAAAGUAAAGAAAGGAUUUGAAUAAAGCUACGCGAAUGUGCGCUUUUGGUUACUUAUUGUUUUUUGCCCUAUUGCUAACCACAAUUCUGGUGCUAUCCAUCAUAUUUGCCACGACCUCAAAGCGAUCCAUGCUGGACAGCUUUGUUCUCGUGUUCAAUUACACACAAGAACAACAGCCAGAACAACAGCAACAACAGCCACAACAGCACCAAGAGGACUAUCUGGAACAGCCACAAAUGUUCCUGAAACAGAAAUCCUUUUGAGUUUGAGUUUAAAUAAAUAAAUCUGAGGGCUUAAAUCUUGCUUAAAAAGAAAAGGAAAACGAAAAAUCAAUUGGACACGACUGUGCGCAAGUAAAGUAAUUUCAUUGUACGACGAGCAAAAACAACAAAUAAAACAAUUGCAGUGCGGUAUUCAAUUUGUGUGAAAACAUAAGAACGUUCCAUUGAUAAACAUUAACGAGAAAAACAA